GACAUCGAUGAGAUCAAUGUCGACUUCGAGUACUUUGAUCCGCAGCCCAUCGACUUUCAUGCGUUGAAGAACCUGUGUAAUCAGCUCUUCGGGCCGGACAAGAUUCAUUUCAACACGUCUGAGCUGUCAGACCUGAUCCUGAGUCAACCUCUGUUGGGAAGCACAGUCAAGGUCGACGGAAACGAGAGUGAUCCAUACGCGUUCCUCACAGUUCUCAACAUGAACACUCACCAAGAUAAGGACGUCAUCAAGCAACUAAAGAAAUACAUCCUCGAGAAGUCUCGCUCCAACUCCGCCCUCCACGCGAAACUCGAAAAACUCCUCUCCCCAACCGCAAAAACCCACCUCGGCCUCGUCCUCUCCGAGCGCCUCAUCAACAUGCCUCCACAAAUCGUUCCCCCGAUGUACCGCAUGCUCGUCGAAGAAAUCGAGUGGGCUAUCGAAGACAAAGAACCCUACCAAUUCGACGCCUUCCUUGUCUUCUCUAAGACAUACACCGAACUCGCAUCCGGCCUCGUCUCAGACGAAGACGACGACGAAGAGGAGGAGGAGAAGCAGCCGAAAAAGAAGAACAAGAUGGCGAUGAAGAAGAAGAAGUCUAAGCAGCCGAGUAAGGAGAGUUUCUAUUAUCAUAUUGAGGAUAAGUUGUUGCAGGAGAUUGCGGGGCCGGAAGCGAGGGUUACCUUCCAGUAUACGACGAAGCCCGGGGAGGAGUUGGACAGUUAUGGUAUCAGACCGCAGGGAGAGUUGAUGUUGAUCCCGAGGGAGGAGAUGUUGAAGGCGGUGCCGGAGUUG
Messenger RNA from Saitoella complicata NRRL Y-17804, 795 nucleotides. RefSeq lists its product as uncharacterized. Lineage: Eukaryota; Fungi; Ascomycota; Saitoellomycetes; Saitoellales; Saitoellaceae. The record is from RefSeq and is a predicted model, not a curated record. Gene Ontology annotation, cellular component: nucleus. The transcript has a single exon. The annotation marks the transcript as partial.